AAAACGUCAAUAUUGUCAUUAUCGAUCACAUUGAUUGUCAUCUGGCUCCGAAAGAACGAGUAGAUUCGUAACGAACAUGGAGGAGCAGUUGAGUGAAGACGAACUCAUCGGCGAAGAUGUCAUCUUACCUAGCCCAACGACCCCGGAUUCCCUAGCAGCACAGGAACCCAUCAAAGAAAAGCGAUUGACCUUCGAAGAGGCUUCCAAGAGCCUCAGCACCUUAGGCAAGGACGAAAGCGGCGUGAGAUACGCCUUCCUGAUGAUGUCCCCUACCCAAAAGAAACUAACAGACAUAACGAUAGUGGUUAACUUCAAACACCUGUUGUUUCUAGAUCUAAGCGACAAUUACCUGAAUCUGGAAGCCCUGCAAGUAGUCUCGAAGUUACCAUAUUUGAUAUUCCUCAGAGCUGAAAGGAACAGAGUAGAAUCAGUGGGGUUAGAGCGUAUGAGCUACCUUCAAGUGUUGAUUUUGACGAGGAAUCAAGUCCAGGAGACAGGAGAUUUAGACCAACCGAUGCUAGAAACACUUGAGCUGGCCCAUAACUCCAUAUACACCCCCCAGUUCGUUCCUGAACGCUUGGUUAACUUAAAGGAACUCGGCUUGAGGGGCAAUCAUCUCCUAGACACUUCUGGCACAUUCCCCAGUUCUCUGGAAAAAUUGUUUCUUUGUAACAACGGCAUAAGGAAAAUAAACACGGACUUCUCUAAGCUGCCCAAUCUCAAACAGCUGCAUCUGCGGGACAAUAAAAUAAGGAAGCUGUCAGGAAUAACAGAAGACCUAGCGAACCUGAGCUACCUCAACCUACGAGGCAACAGAAUCACCAAAGUAAGGCAAUUCAGACACUUGGACUGUCUCCCGAAACUGGAAACGCUCAUCAUCACCGAUAACCCGGUGUACAGCGAAAAGCAAGAAGAAGACUUGGAAGACGAGGAAGAACGAGAAGAAGAAGUCUACGGCGAAGACGGAGCACAGGCAGUGGACAAAGUCAGAGUGCCCCUACUGGUUCUUCUACCCAGCUUGAAGAGAAUCAACAAGGACCUGGUGACUCUAGACGAAAGAGAAGCUGCUGCGGCCGAGAAGAAGAGUAUCCUUAAAAGGAUAUUCGAUGAGGAUAGCAGCGAUGACGAAACGGAAGUACCGACUACGACGGAUUUCACCACUGAUUAUACGGCCGGAACGGAGGUUGACCUUGAGUAUGUGGAAAAUGGUGGCAGCGAAGAAAAAAGCGAUGAGGAGGAAGAUCAACAGGUGAAGAAUGAAGGUGGAGACGAAAAUGAAACUAUUGUUGGAGAUAAGAAAAACCAAUGAAGAACAUAGAAUAGUGUGAAAACGAUGUAUUUCCUAUCGAAAUGAGAUGGAAGUAUAUUUUUCAUUCCUUUUUCGUGCGUGAAUUACUCUACAUUUAUCGACCUAUAAUUUUGUGACGCCCUGUGUAAUAUCUGGAAAUAUCUGGAAGGUAUGGAAUAGGUGUAAGUACUAUAUUAUUCAAGAAUUUGUUUUGGCAUUUGCAUUUUCUGACUGUACCUAUUUUAAUAAUGAAUUCCAUCCAUAUCUCUAUAUGUUAUACAGGGUGAGUCAGUUUUCUGUGGAAAGACUUUUACAGCUGAGAGAAGACAUUUUUUUAAGAUGAAAAUGAUAUGAAAACAU
Molecule: messenger RNA, 1648 nt
Organism: Phaedon cochleariae (mustard beetle)
Lineage: Eukaryota; Metazoa; Arthropoda; Insecta; Coleoptera; Chrysomelidae
Source: the annotation of a GenBank genome assembly